Messenger RNA from Aplysia californica (California sea hare), 3566 nucleotides. Its product is annotated as calcineurin B homologous protein 1. The record is from RefSeq and is a predicted model, not a curated record. Gene Ontology annotation, molecular function: calcium ion binding. Lineage: Eukaryota; Metazoa; Mollusca; Gastropoda; Aplysiida; Aplysiidae. The transcript has 7 exons. The coding region runs from base 145 to 714 and encodes 189 amino acids.
AAGUUGACGUUUGUAGUUUUUGUGUCCGGAAGGCUGAGGUUCUGGUGUUGCUGAUUCUGCCCUGAAAGAUCCCGUUUGAGUCACAUUUUGUCGUGUCUUUGUGGUCCCUAGAAAGUGAAACAGCGUUUUCAUCCACGUAUCACAAUGGGAACUCGGUCGUCUAUGCUCCAAGAGGAAGAAAUUACGGAAAUCCAGAAAGAGACUGGGUUCUCAAACAAUCAGAUUGUACGCCUCUACAGCAGAUUCACCAACUUGGAUAAGAGUGACCAAGGUUUUUUACGGAGAGCAGACUUUUUGCGGAUACCUGAGCUGGCGAUCAAUCCUUUAGGUGACAGAAUAGUUCAUGCUUUUUUCCAAGAGAGCAAUUCUGACACCGUGAACUUUCGCCAGUUUAUGCGGGUGCUGGCACACUUCAGGCCUGUGAAAAAGAACGUGCAGAAAAAUAAGCUGAAUGACAGGGAGGAAAAGCUUAAAUUUGCGUUCAAGAUGUAUGAUCUGGAUGGGGACGACAUGAUUUCACGUGAUGAGCUGCUCAAUGUGCUUCAUAUGAUGGUCGGAGCCAACAUCUCGGACGAGCAGCUGGGCAGCAUUGCAGACCGCACAAUUCUGGAAGUGGAUCUGGACAAGGACGAGAACAUUUCCUUUGAUGAAUUUGUGAAGGCAAUGGAGAGAGUGGAUGUGGAGCAGAAGAUGAGCAUUCGGUUCUUGAACUGAACCUAGUCUGCACAGACAGACAGGCAGACAUACACACUUUCUCUACCAGCAGUAUCUGUGAUGAUCACCUCUGUUCAAUUUGCGGACAUGGCUUCUCUCUCCUUUAACAACUUUAUCAUAAAUGAAUUUUUUUUUGGGUUUUUUCCAGGGGGUGCUUGUUUUCAAUAGGAAAAUAGUCUCAAAAUCAAAAUGACAAAUUGAAAAUGAUUGCUCAUCAAACCAUUAUUGUCAGGGUACCGAACAUGGACAUGAUUGUGCCCAUUCCAUUCUGCCAUCAAGUAUAUUUUGAGUUACAAGGAAGUGUUAUACGUUUGAUCUCAAUCUUUUGUGUUUAUUGAACUGGCUUUUGCAUUAUGUUAUGGUAUGGAUAUUUCUCGAUUGUUCCUAUCAUUGUGAGGAAGAAGCACAAAAAAAAAAAAGUGCAAAUUGCAGCUGAAAAAUAAUUGUUCAUCAUUUAAAUGUAGAUUAACCUCAGGUCUUUUUAGUGUUGUCUCAUGUAAAAAAAAGUCACAUUUUAUGCUUCACAUUGUACUGACUGUAUAGGAAAACCUCAGUGAUAUUUUCAAUUCCAGAAACUGUGAUAGUUACUGUGCAUGUAGUGGUUAGGUAAAGAUUGCUCUAUCAGGAUAAUUGAAAAGACUAGGUACACAAGGACUUGUAAGCUGUGCUAAAAGAAGUUGGUCAAUUGGUAUGUGGUUUUUGUGGUUGGUUCUCGAAUUCCCCCCCUCAAGAAAAAAGGUGGAAGCUGGGAAACUGAUCAACAAGAGCCCAGAGAGUGGUGCCCCUUGAAAUCUGCUGAGAAUCCUGGUCAUUUUUAGUUUUAGUCUCCCAAUCACUGGGUUCUGUGGUGGAUAUCGCUAUGCUAUUCCAUUGGGUACAUGUAGUUAAAGAAAGAAAUUUGUAUUCGACCCCCCCCAAAAAAGCCUUUCUCUAAGACAAACAUUCUUUGAAGUAGAGAACUUUGCCUUGAAUCUUUCUGAUCAUACUGAGGUCAGUUGCAGCUACAAACAUAAUUAAUUGAUGACCAGGCUAACUGGUAAAAAAAAACUGGUGCUAUGAUGAUGAAUGUGGUGCUUGAUCCUCUACAUGAUGACCUUUCAUCAGGUGUAGUAACUGGGUCAGUUAGUUCUAUUUUAAUUUUAACUAAAAACCAAAAGGACAUGACGUGUUUUGAUUUGCACAUUUGGCCCCCAUCAUUCUGUUGAGUUCUGUUCUCUCAGACUAAGAGAGUAAUAUUUUUCUUGCUCCAGUUUACCAACGAUAGCCUCUGCAAUAUUCCGGUUGUGCUUUAAGCUGACAGAACGCCUUUUAAAAAAUAUUCACAGCAGUUUCGAGAAAAAGUUUUAUUUUGUUCAGUGUAACCAUUGAAAAAUAGAGUGCAUCCGAAAUUUGAAUUAUAAUUUAUUAAUAAACUAGUCUCAGUUUCACUUUGAUUUUUUCUCACUAAUAGGGUGAUCAGCCUUUCGAUUUAGCAAAUAAAAAAUUAGGUGCCAAAAUGAAAGAAACGCAUUUUGUCAGCUUACGGCAAAAUUGUGAACGAAAGGUUUUCUUUCUCUGAGCCACUGUGUGACAGUCUGCAGCGUGUGUUGUUGUAUUUUUUUUUUAACAGCUUGCUGUACUUAAGGCUGUCAUUCCGUAUAUAUAUCUCAUGAGAUAUCUCCGUGAUUUUUUGGCUCAUAAAAAUGGGUUCGUUCCUUUCUUGGUUACCGGUUUGUCUUUUUCAUAACUCUCAUGAAAUCACACACAUGUUCAUGACCCAAAGGCAUUUAUUAUUUGCAGUUUAUUAUUAUGUUUUCAUUGUUGAGAUCACAGGAUUUAAAUUAAAUUUAAAAGAACAGUUUUAGUGUGCCAUUUCACUUGGCAUUUUGUAACACCAUCUGGCUUAACACAGAUAUAAGGGAAAUACACUAUUAGAAGGUAGGCCUACUUCUAUCUAUCUUUAGUAUGCAGAAUUUUCUUUUAGCUGGUUUUCAAGAACAGGAAGAGUCUGGCAGUUUUUCCCCACACAUACAAUGACUUUUGAAUCAUGUCAUCCCUAACUUGUUACUCUUGUAGUCAAAUGCUUGAAACCACGAGUUAUAGAAAUUCUAUCAUUUGCCAAUUCUAGGCUCUGUUGGACAAAACUGUGUCAAGUCUUGAGGGUAUGAAAGCUUGCAGUGUGAAGGAAUUAUCCUUUUUCUUAACUCUUAUUGAGUGACGUUUUCCCAUCUUAUUUUUCGCUUGUAUCUGCCUUGUCCUUGUAUCAAUUUCAUGAUUGUACUUUUUUUUUUUGUAGUGCUUUUCAGCUUUUGAUAUUCAGAAUUUUGAUUAAAAGGGUGUUGAUGAUGUAACAUAUUGAACAUUUCACUAUCUGUACGAUUGUGAUUCAAUUUUUUAUUAUAUCAUUAUUUGUACCAUGUUUAUCCAAUGAUUAAAAUGAUGUAUUUGAAUGCAUUUAUUAAAAUUGCCCUUCGUUUUUUCGCUGUGCAAGUGAUGAUCUUCCUCCACUUUGUUCCUGUCCAGAUGAUACUGUAUAUCGACGAAUUGUCAGUCAGUACGUAAAAUUGCCUUGCUGAAAAAAGACUUGUCCCUGAUUCAUGUUUCAAAGAGAUUUUAAAAAUCUUUUGAGUGAACCAGAAGAUGGCAGUCUUAGUAGAAUAUUCAAUUUAUCCAGAGCAUUUCCAACCCCUGAUUUGUGGGCCUGGUUUGCAGAUUGAAGCACACUAAAUUGUGUUGAUGGGGUCGCCACACAUUUCAAUGAAGCCCCUCAAGAGUAGAGCUAGGGAUCAGGACUAAUGUAUUUGAUUUUAAUUUUAUAAAAUUUUAUGUAGUGGUUUAGAUGGACUAAGAUAUUAAAACUAUACAACAAGCAA